UCUCAUCACAACUAAAAAUAUUCAUCACUACUCUCUUUGGUAUAAGAUGGGCCUGAAAGGCAAGCUGCUUGGGCAGGUAGAGAUCAGCUUUCAUGGAGAUUUAUAUCAUGAAAUCCUUAAAGAAAGACCACAUCAUCUUCCCUCCAUGUGCUCAGCUAUUCAUGAAGUUGAAGGCCAAUGGGGAACUGUGGGCUCUAGUGGCUCUACCGUCAUCUUCAAAUUUACCCAUGAUGGGAAAACCAAAACCGCUGAGGAUGUUAUUGAGGCGAUAGAUGAUGAGAAAAAAAUGGUGAAAUUCAGAGUGGUUGGUGGUGAUGUCUUGGAAUCUUAUAAGAACUUUACCGUAACAUGUGAAGUUGAUAGCAAUGGCGAUGACAACUUUGUGACAUGGACUCUCGAGUAUGAGAAGCUGAAAGAGGAAAUUCCGGAGCCACUCUCCUAUUUGGAGUUUCUUUUUAAUAUGACCAAAGAUAUGGACGAUCACCACGCCAAGCUAAAUCCAUGAAGAAGAAAUUAAAUGGAUGAUGCUUUGUAAUGUAUCAAUGCCUCGAUCUAUACUCGUAGUGUGUUACUUAAAAUAAAUUAAAGCAAUAAGGUUUUCUACCAUAUUUAAUACUUCUUAUUACCUUCAUGUGUAAUAGGAGUUCAAAUUUUUAUUGUUUAGUUUUAUAUUUAAUUUCCUGAAUUUAUAUUAUCAAUAUAUAGAUUGUAGUUUAAUUUACUUAUUUGCACUCUAUAUUGUUGAAAGUUGAAUGUUGUCAUUCUA
This is a messenger RNA of Ipomoea triloba (trilobed morning glory), 766 nucleotides long. Its product is annotated as kirola-like. NCBI's taxonomy places the organism in Eukaryota, Viridiplantae, Streptophyta, Magnoliopsida, Solanales, Convolvulaceae. The record is from RefSeq and is a predicted model, not a curated record. Bases 47 to 505 code for a protein of 152 amino acids. Gene Ontology annotation, biological process: defense response. The transcript has 2 exons.